AUGCAUUUCUCCCGCCUCGCACCAGCUGUGGCUGGCCUUGUCGGUGCCGCUCAUGCGCAUUUCCCGGGCUCGAUCGGUGGUGUCGGCCAGUCUCCCGCUACUUUUGACUGCGGCUCCAGCUGGGACAACGAGGUCCUUUUCGACGGCAUCGUCGCCGCCGAGACUGAGACAGAUGCGGCCAUCUCCUUCGGACUGAACCUCAAGGAGGCUCAACUCGAGGGUGACAUUUCCAUUCAGGCCCUGGAGGACUUUGCCAAGGACUCCACGCUUCGCCUCGACCUCGCUGGUGUCAAGGCGUACUUUGAGCUCGACCUCUCGGCUUCCGCUGCCGUGUACCAGACCGUGGAGCUUGUCGCCUCCCCCGAGCUGUCCGUCGAUGCUGGCCUUCUCGAGCUUGAGCUCAGAGCUGCCUUUGCCCUCGAUCUGAUUGUCGGCGUCAACGCUGCUGUCGACUUGUCUGCUGGCUUUUACGUUUCAUUCCAAGAGGGCGACUACCUCGACAUCUGUGUCCUCACCAAGGAGGUGGUCAACACCAACCUCGAGGGUCUGCUGACAAAGGCCCUGCCCGUCGGCGUUGGCGCUGACGUUGACCUGUCUGCUGAGAUUGAGGUGCAGCUCGGCCUCCGCCUCCGUUCGCACAUUGCCGUGGGCGCUGAUGUCGAUCUGCUCGGUCUCGAUGUCCUCGAGGCCGGUGCCGAGAUUGCCAUCUGGGCUGACCUCCUGUCGCACACCAUUACUCUCGUCGAGACCAGCGACUGCCUCGUCUCCGUCACCAAUGACUUUGUCCUCAGUCUCGGCGUUGGUGUCGACGUCUACGCUUCCGUUCUCGACAUCCUCGACAUCAGCCUUGCCCCCGAGGUGACCGUCAUUCUGGCCAAGAACCUCGGACUGGAGAUCUGCCGCGAAGACCGUGGCACUGUUGGUGAAUUCCUGCGCCCUGCUGUCGAGGACGACCUGACCGAAGCUCCUGCUGUCGAAGACGACCUGGCUGAAGCUACAGCUACACCCUCUGCCCCUGGCUCUGAUUCUGACUUUGCCUUUGGCUCUGGCUCGGCCUCCAUCUCUGGCUCUGGCUCUGGCUCUGCCCCGGCCUCCGUCACUGGCUCUGCCACGGCUUCUGUCAACGCCACCAUCACCAGCAAUGGUCUCGUCACCAGCACCGCCACCACCACCAAGGUGUACACAAUCACCAGCUGCCACGCCUCGGUGCCCAACUGCCCUGCCUCCGAGACCCAGAAGAUCGUCACCUCGACCAUCAUUUCCUCCGUCACCGUUUGCCCUGCUACGCAGACGGCCGAGCCUACUACCUCGUCCAAGACCAAGAAGCCUGUCCACACCAUCAACGAGACUCUGACGACUAUCGUUCCUUGCAAGCCCACCACCAGCACCUACACGCCCCCCAAGGACCACACGACACCAAUCGCGCCCACUGUUACCAUCACUGACUCCAAGACUGUCUGCCCCGUCGAGACCGGCACGGUUGACAUGCCUGAGCCUACCGGCGUUCCCUCUGUCCCUGCCCCUGCCCCUACCGGCCCUACCGGCCCCGUUGAGAGCCCGACCUCGCACGUUCCUGUUCCCACCACACCCAACAACCCCGAGGUCCCCGAGGCUCCUACCAGCAAGGUCCCUGAGGCCCCUACCACUGAAGCUCCCGAAGUUCCUACUGAGAUCCCCGAGGUUCCCACCACUGAGAUUCCUCAGACCUGGAUCCAGCCUGCCCCGAACAGCACCUGGACCAGCGUGACCGCCCCUCACGCCUCUACUACCUGGGCUCCUCCCCCUGCUGUCACACCCACUCAGCCUCCCGCUGGUGCGGCUGGCUCGGUCAAGGUCGGAAUGGCUCUGGCCAUGCCUGCCCUAGUUGCUCUGCUGUUUUAA
Emericellopsis cladophorae is the source of this 1881-nucleotide messenger RNA. RefSeq lists its product as uncharacterized. Bases 1 to 1881 code for a protein of 626 amino acids. NCBI's taxonomy places the organism in Eukaryota, Fungi, Ascomycota, Sordariomycetes, Hypocreales, Bionectriaceae. The record is from RefSeq and is a predicted model, not a curated record. The transcript has 2 exons.